Molecule: messenger RNA, 3477 nt
Organism: Endocarpon pusillum Z07020
Lineage: Eukaryota; Fungi; Ascomycota; Eurotiomycetes; Verrucariales; Verrucariaceae
Exons: 1
Coding region: 1-3477 (1158 amino acids)
Molecular function (GO): ATP binding; nucleic acid binding
Source: RefSeq, a predicted model, not a curated record
AUGGCCGGGCUCCAGGCGGCCACUGUGUCUAAUCAAAAAGUUCCUCGAAAACGCAAGCGAAAACUUGCCUCACCUGCGAGGGAUGAGCCUCAAGUAGAAAAUGUCGAUAAUGGACCUGCCACCACAACCUCGAUCCCAACUAAGAGUCAAGAUGGUGGCAAGAAGCCUCGCAGAACGAAAGCCACAACCAAUAAGCCGCCGAUGCUCCGGCAUAACUCGUCCACAAAGCUUGUCGAGACAACCAUACCGUGGCCUGAGCAUUUCAAGCAGCUUUCGCAACUGCAUCGGGCGUUGAACUUAGUUUACACCUUUUGUUCUACUCGAAAGCAUUUUGCAACGACCUUUGAGAAUAUCAAGUCUGCCGUAGAGGCUCAUAUCAAGCGACCAUUGCUCAUUGAAGACGUGGCUCAGGUCAAGGCUAUCGUUCCCAAGGCGAUCAACUUUGCUUAUGUGAAUGAAGACAUGCUGCAAGUUACAAUUAUGGGCGAGGAGGAUGGGGUAAGAGGUGGCAGGGCGGAGCACUUCAGAUCUUUGGCUGAGGACGAGAGUGGACCGAAAGAGAAAGACAAGGGCGAAAUCAAAGAAUUGCUGCUGUUCGAAUUCAUUGAUGGGGAUCUGAAGAGGCAAGUCGCUGAUCCGAAGACCGGACAACCCGUCAACGCCUUUCAACAUCUCCGUCGCGAAGAUUUAAAGCUGCCAGUGUAUAGUCAGAAGCAGAUGCUCAAAUUGAUAGAGAAGCGCAAUACAAAGUUCACAUCUGCCAUCAAUGCUUUCUUGAACUCUAGUGCUGCUGCAGCCAUCGACCCAGUCAUCAACCUCCAGACCGAAGCGGGCAAUUACAUACCCAUACCGACCCAGAGGAGAAGUAACACUCCGGGACCUAACCGGCAUGGUAACCCGCCGAAAAAGAUCCCUACCGAAAGGAAAAGCAUUCCCGAGAUUGUGAAAGAGAUUACUGAGAUGGAAUGGUACACGCACCAAAUCGUCCCUGACGGCCAUCGCGUGUUUGACCCUCAGCCACCCAUUUAUGCUGAGCUCAACUUUGCGUUGUCUCAGAAUCUUGUUAAUGCUCUUUAUAACACUCGGAACAUAACUCAGCUCUAUUCGCACCAAGCGGAGGCGAUUAACAACCUACAUGAGGGGCACAAUGUCAUUGUCUCUACAUCUACUAGCUCUGGCAAGUCUCUGAUCUAUCAGAUACCGAUGCUUCAUGAGCUUGAAAAGGAUCCUGAAAGCCGUGGUAUGUACAUUUUCCCCACCAAGGCGCUUGCGCAGGAUCAACGUCGCAGCAUGAAGGAAAUGCUAAGUUUCAUCCCUGGAUUCGAACAGGUCCUUGUGGAAACGUUUGACGGUGACACGCCCAUGCCGGCCAGACAUGAGAUCCGUGAGAACGCGAGGAUUAUCUUCACCAACCCAGACAUGCUCCACAUUACCAUCCUCCCACAAGAGAAUAACUGGAGGACGUUCUUGAAGAACCUGAAGUUCGUGGUGGUGGACGAGCUACAUGUCUAUAAUGGCCUCUUUGGUGCCCACGUAGCCUUCAUCAUGCGUCGACUCCGCAGAAUAUGCGCAGCGGUGGGCAACCGCAGGGUCAAAUUCAUAUCAUGCUCUGCCACGGUCGCCAACCCCGAGGAACAUAUGAAGACAAUCUUUGGUGUGGACAAAGUCCGGCUCACUGAUUUCGAUGGCUCACCAUCUGGACGUAAGGAAUUCAUUUGCUGGAACACGCCCUACAAAGACCCGAACGAUCCAUCCUCCGGCCGAGGCGACACUUUUGCAGAGACAGCUCGCCUCUUCUGCCAGCUCAUCCUCCGUGGUGUGCGAACGAUAUGUUUCGUUCGUAUUCGCAAACAAGCGGAAGUGCUUCUCGGGGCCGUCAAAGCCGAGUUCAAUGCUCUCGAACGAUCGGAAUGUACAGCACUUGUCAUGGGUUACCGCGGUGGCUACUCAGCUCAGGACCGCCGCAGGAUCGAGUCCGAAAUGUUUGGCGGCAAGCUCAUGGGCAUCAUCGCCACUACCGCCCUUGAGCUCGGCGUUGAUAUUGGCUCUCUGGACGCCGUCAUCACCAUGGGCUUCCCUUACACGAUUGCCAACCUUCGCCAACAGUCCGGCCGCGCUGGCCGCCGAAACAAAGACUCGCUCUCGGUUCUUGUCGGUGAUUGCUUCGCCACAGACCAAUAUUACAUGCAGAACCCAGAUGAGAUCUUCACCAAACCUAACUGCGAACUUCAAGUUGACCUCACCAACGAGCUGGUACUUGAAGGCCACGUCCAAUGCGCAGCUUACGAAAUGCCCAUCCGUGCUGCAGAAGACGCGAAGUACUUCGGCAAGCUCCUUCCGGAAGUCGCAGAGACCCGCCUGCUCCAUGAUCCAAGCAUCGACGACUUCUAUCACUGCCACGAGCGCUUUCGGCCCCUACCAAGCAAACACGUCAGCAUACGCGAUACCGAAGACGGCCACUUCGCAGUUGUCGACAUCACUCACGGCCGCAAUGUCGUCCUCGAGGAAGUCGAGCCCUCCCGAGCCUUCUUCACCAUCUACGAAGGCGGUAUCUUCCUCCACCAAGGCCGUACCUACCUCGUCAAGGAGUUCAGUCCCGAUUCACGCAUCGCCAAAGUCACACUCGUCAAGGUAGACUGGACCACACAACAACGUGACUACACAGACAUCGACCCUAUUGAAACCGAGGCCAUCCGCCGCGUCAGCAAAGGAAGUAUGUCGCGCGCCUAUUUCGGUCGCAUCAAAGUCCACGCCGUAGUCUUCGGCUUCUUCAAACUCGACCAAAAGCGGCGGAUCCUGGAUGCCGUUGCCGUGGAUAAUCCGCCCAUCGACAUCUUCUCCAAGGGCAUGUGGCUUGAUAUUCCGCGAUCUGCGCUGGAGAUCUUGAAAUCGAGACGGUUGAAUCUUGCGGCUGGCAUUCAUGCCGCGGAACAUGCUAUCUUGAGCUUGAUGCCGCAAUUUGUGAUCAGCAUGCCUGGUGAUGUGAGAACGGAGUGUAAGAAUGCGAUCAAGGAGUUUGCGAAGAAGGAGACACAGCGGAAGAGGCCAGCUCGACUUACGUUUUAUGAUGCCAAGGGCGGGGCGGGAGGGUCUGGGAUCGCGGCGAAGGCGUUUGAGUUCAUUGAUCUAUUGCUUGUGAGGGCGGUGGAGAGGGUGGGGGCCUGUCACUGUUUGCAAGGGUGUGUGGAGUGUGUGUGCGAUGAGAGGUGUAGGGAGGCGAAUCGCGUGAUGAGCAAAGCUGGAGCGGAGGUGAUCUUGAAGACCUUACUGGAGAUGGAAGUUGAUGUUGAUGCGCUACCUUGGGGCCCGGAUGAUGAGGAUGUACCCGCCGGGAUUGAGACGAUAGUGGAGGCAGUUGAGGUUACAGGGAGGAAUGGGAGGAAGUUGGCCGAGCAGGAGUUCGAUGAGGUGGGCAGGGUGAAGAAGGAAAAGAGUGAUGACGAGUGUAUUAUCAUCAAGGACGAACCGGGGGAUUGA